Molecule: messenger RNA, 1302 nt
Organism: Prunus mume (Japanese apricot)
Lineage: Eukaryota; Viridiplantae; Streptophyta; Magnoliopsida; Rosales; Rosaceae
Product: GRAM domain family protein
Source: RefSeq, a predicted model, not a curated record
CAAAGGCAAAGGCAAAGGCAUUCACAUAACAGAGCCGCGUGUCACUUUUUCAGAUAUUCUUGAAAUUCCUGAACCUUCCACUCUAUAAAAACACAUUUUAUCUCUCAACUGAUAAUAUACACAAGAAAACAAAGCAAAAGAAAGAAGAAACCCAUCAUUUAUCAGCUCAUCAAACUCACUAACCAUGACAGGCAUACCAGAAGAAACACACCCCCAUAACCAAUCAUCUCAAGCAGCCAAAGACCCAGAAUCCAAUUCUCCAUCCCUUGCCACUGUUACUGAUCAUCAGGACCUACAGACGCCUCAGCCACCACCGCCACCACAUUCAGCUUCAUCAUCUCCAGCAGAGGAGGAAGACACCAAGAAAUAUGGGACCCACAUCAUGGGAGCCCCAGCAGCCCCAAAUGCCCACCCAGACAACCAGAGAGCCGCCCAAUGGAAAGCAUCUGAUCACCAGCAAAUUCACCACCACCAGCAGCCCUAUGUCCAGUGCGCUCCCGUAAACAAGCCCAGCAACAACCCUUUUGAGCCUGCGAUCCACGUGUUCAAUUCCUGGAGCGCCAAGGCCGAGACCAUAGCCAGAAACAUCUGGCACAACCUCAAAACAGGGCCCUCUGUUUCUGAAGCUGCCUGGGGGAAGGUCAACUUGACGGCAAAAGCCAUAAGUGAAGGUGGAUUUGAGUCUCUAUUUAAGCAGAUUUUCGCGACUGAUCCAAACGAGAAGCUCAAGAAGACCUUCGCCUGCUACCUUUCCAGUUCCACAGGUCCUGUCGCUGGCACUCUGUAUCUCUCAACUGCCAGGCUUGCUUUCUGCAGCGAUCGUCCUUUAACUUUCACUACCCCAUCUGGACAAGCAGCUUGGAGCUACUACAAGGUGAUGAUACCUUUGGCAAAUAUAGGUACAGUGAACCCUGUGGUCAUGAAAGAGAGUCCACCAGAAAAGUACAUUCAGAUUGUCACCAUAGAUGGCCAUGAAUUCUGGUUUAUGGGAUUUAUUAAUUUCGAAAAGGCAUCCCAUCACCUCUUAGACAGUGUCUCAGAUUUCAGAACAGCUGGGAAUUCAGCGCAACCGGUUGUUGGCUAGAGCUUGAAGAUGAAUUUUCCUUUUGGAUCCCCAGGAUCAUCAUCCUCCUUUGAGUUUUGAUUUUCAGAGUUUUGGUUUUGUUGAUUUGUUUGUAGGAUUAUGGAUUAGUUGAAUCUGUAAUUCAUUGUAUUCUGUCCUUUGCUUCCGUGUGUUUUAUGUGUUUGUAAAUUGUGACCUUUGUUUCAGAUAUCUACACAUAUUAUAUUCUUUAGUGUAAA